Messenger RNA from Chrysochloris asiatica (Cape golden mole), 1167 nucleotides. It is a transcript of the gene TPD52L2, whose product is annotated as tumor protein D52-like 2. Bases 1 to 1167 code for a protein of 388 amino acids. Lineage: Eukaryota; Metazoa; Chordata; Mammalia; Afrosoricida; Chrysochloridae. The transcript is spliced from 11 exons. The record is from RefSeq and is a predicted model, not a curated record. Gene Ontology annotation, cellular component: cytoplasm.
AUGGAGCGCCGAGACGGUUCCGCUGGCUCGUGUGUACGCGGCGAACGAUUCCCGGCGAGGCCCACCCAGGUCCUCGUGCGCUCGCUACCCCGGCCCCGACUCCUACUGAGACCCGGCCACCACCUGAACAUGGACCCCGCCAGCCAAGGUACCCGCAAGGUCCUCCCCCUUCGCCGCAUAUGGGUCUGGUCGCCUCGAGCUCCACCCUUCCCGGGACCGUGUCUCGACUCCUUGUCCCUUCAGUCCCUGCCCGACGGUGGCCCCUUUUCAGCUCCCAGCCCCUUGUCCUCUGAGAUCCCGAACCCUCCCUCCGGGACACUUGUGGAAGGCGCCCGGGGAGGGGAGGUGAAACCGCCCCGAGUUUCAGCGCAGCGCCCCGUGGGUGACAACGCUGCUGGGGCCCAGCCUGCUUGGGGACCGUCACAUGGGGAGAAGGGCGGGAGAGCCUUUAUAGUCAUCCCCCUACUUAGCAGACUCAGAGAAAGGGGACCGAUCCAGCUGGAAGAACUCUUGCCCCCUGGGUACAUCAACCUGAACUCUCCUCAUAAAAGCCUGCUGUCUGAGUCCAUGAUGGAUGUCCCUGUUGAUACCGGUGUAGCUGCCCGGACUCCUGCUGCCGAGGGCCUGACAGAAACUGAAGAGGAGGAGCUCAGGGCUGAGCUUGCCAAGGUGGAAGAGGAGAUUGUCACUUUGCGCCAGGUUCUGGCGGCCAAGGAGAGGCACUGUGGGGAGCUGAAGAGGAAGCUGGGCCUCUCUGCCUUGGAUGGGCUGCGGCAGAACCUGUCCAAGAGUUGGCAAGACAUGCAAGGCUCCAGCGCCUACAUGAAAACUUCUGAGAAACUUGGAGAGUGGAAUGAAAAAGUGACCCAGUCCGACCUCUACAAGAAGACUCAGGAAACCAUUUCCCAGGCAGGACAGAAGACGUCGGCCGCCCUGUCCACUGUGGGCUCUGCCAUCAGCAGGAAACUUGGUGACAUGAGCAGCUACUCCAUCCGCCACUCUGUCAGUAUGCCGGCCAUGAGGAACUCUGCCACCUUCAAGUCAUUUGAAGAUCGUGUCGGGACCAUAAAGUCUAAAGUCGUCGGUGGCAGAGAGAACGGCGGUGACAACCUUCCUUCUCCAACAGGAAGUGGAGACAAGCCCCUGGCGGACCCCACCCCUUACUAA